Molecule: messenger RNA, 1887 nt
Organism: Podospora anserina S mat+
Lineage: Eukaryota; Fungi; Ascomycota; Sordariomycetes; Sordariales; Podosporaceae
Exons: 12
Coding region: 1-1887 (628 amino acids)
Biological process (GO): carbohydrate catabolic process
Molecular function (GO): alpha-amylase activity; starch binding; calcium ion binding
Source: RefSeq, a predicted model, not a curated record
AUGUACACCCUGAACUUCGGCAUGCGGCUCCUGGCCGCAGGCGCAGCGCUCUGUGGAGUGAUGGGAGUCUCGGGACUUUCAGCGGCAGAGUGGCGCAAGCAGUCUAUCUACCAGGUUGUCACCGAUCGAUUCGCCCGCACCGAUCUUUCGACUACGGCACCAUGCGAUACCACUCACCAAGUGUACUGCGGCGGGACCUGGAGGGGACUCAUCUCGAAGCUGGACUAUAUCCAAGGCAUGGGCUUCACAGCUGUUUGGAUCUCGCCUGUUGUCAAGCAGAUUGAUGGAAACUCAAGGGAUGGAUCGUCCUAUCAUGGGUACUGGGCCAAGGACAUUUGGGCUCUGAACCCAGCGUUCGGCAACGAGGACGACCUGAAGGCCUUGUCCACGGCGCUCCACGCGCGAGGAAUGUAUCUUAUGGUGGAUAUUGUCACCAACCACAUGGCGCACAUGGGCUGUGCUAACUGUGUUGACUAUGGUGCUCUCAGCCCCUUUUCGUCGUCUUCGUACUAUCACCCUCCCUGUUGGAUCAAUUACAACAGCCAAACUUCAGUCGAACAAUGCUGGCAAGGAAGCGACACCGUCAGUCUCCCAGAUCUUCGGACUUCAGACCCCAAUGUGCGUCGGAUUUGGAACGAGUGGAUUUCUCACCUUGUUUCUACCUAUUCCAUUGAUGGUCUACGAGUCGACAGUGCAAAGCAUGUCGAGACAUCGUUUUGGUCUGGAUUCAAUGCCGCGGCGGGCGUAUACUUGACGGGUGAGGUGUACCAUGGCGACGCUCUUUAUGUCGCGCCAUACCAAUACUACAUGGAUGGCGUCCUUGAUUAUCCUAGCUACUAUUACAUCCUCCGGGCUUUCCAGUCCACCAGCGGUAGCAUCAGCGCGCUCGUGGCUGGUCUCGAUACAAUCAAGGGCGUUGCGAAGGAUCUCAGUCUUUGGGGCUCGUUCCUAGAGAAUCACGACGUGGAGCGCUUCGCUUCCUUUACCAAGGAUAUGGCGCUGGCAAAGAAUGGAAUCGCUGUCACGAUGCUGAAGGAUGGUAUCCCCAUCAUCUACCAGGGACAAGAACAACACUAUGCCGGCACAGGAACCCCCAACAAUCGCGAGGCUGUCUGGUAUUCGGGCUACUCGACCAGCUCGGAACUCUACCAAUGGAUCACCAAGCUUAACCAGAUUCGGUCGCACGCCAUCUCGCAAGACUCGAAAUACCUCACUUAUAACGCCCACACCAUCUACUCAGACAGCCGCACCAUUGUUCUCCGAAAGGGGUUCACAGGAGCUCAGGUUAUCGGUGUUUACACCAACGCCGGCUCCUCCUCGUCGGUGCCUGUUACCUUGGUCUCUUCGGCCACUGGCUUCACCCCCAACCAGGCCUUGAUUGAUGUCAUGAGCUGCACCCCUUACACCACAGAUGGAGGUGGUGGUAUCACCGUCACGCUCAAUGGCGGUGUUUCAAGGGUGCUCUACCCAGCCUCUCGCCUCGCCGGAAGUGGCAUCUGCCCUUCCCUGACUGGCCCGCCGACUGCGACAUCAACGACCGCUGCCCCAACUGCCACCCCGACAGCCAAUCCCAGCUGCUCCUUAGCCACGGUCGAUAUCACUUUCAACCACCUCGUGUCCACGUCUUUCGGCGACUCAGUCAAGGUCACUGGAAAUGUGGCCGCUCUCGGCAACUGGAACCCAACCAACGGCGUUGCGCUCAACGCAUCGCAGUACACCAACAACAACCCUCUCUGGACCGGGACUCUGAAGCUUGCCCCUGGGACCAACAUCCAAUACAAGUUUGUCAAGGUCAGCAGCUCAGGUGCGGCGUCGUGGGAGUCGGACCCCAACCGAUCUUACACUGUCCCCUGUGCGGCGGCAUCGGUGGGGAGCUCAUGGAAAUGA